This is a messenger RNA of Caenorhabditis remanei, 564 nucleotides long. RefSeq lists its product as uncharacterized. The transcript is spliced from 4 exons. Bases 1 to 564 code for a protein of 187 amino acids. The record is from RefSeq and is a predicted model, not a curated record. NCBI's taxonomy places the organism in Eukaryota, Metazoa, Nematoda, Chromadorea, Rhabditida, Rhabditidae.
AUGCCCCGUGUAGUCUCUCUAGUUUUGCUAUGCUCUUUGGUUUUCUACGUUUCAAGUGAUCAGAUUGUUCAAGGAGCUCUCGAGAAGAUAUUCCCAUAUGCGGCGGUGGCAAAGGUUAAGACGCUAACUACCAAUGUAAACAAGCAGACAGUGAUUGCCAAGACGAAGACAGUGGUGAAAAAUUGGAUUCCAGCGAAUUGGAAAGCAGCCAACGCCAAGGUCGACGCUAAAAACCCGCUCUCCAAACAAGCGUACGCACAGAAGAAGGCUCUAGCCUUCAUUGACUACCGUUUCUCUCUCAAAAAGUACAUCAACUACCUGUACAAUCAGGCGGUGAAAACAAAGUACUUGACAACACCGGAAGCUAAUAAUAUGCGCACAAUGUUCUGGGCUGCUGACGCCAAGGCACUCAACAACUAUACAGUAACCUGUCAGACAUUUAUGGUGGAGGCUAUGACGAAGAUCAAGAAGACACCAACUAUCCAGGAUAGUGUCACUGAUUUGACUGGAAAAUUCGCGGCGGCUAACCCGAAAGAUUAUGCUAAUUUGCAGUGGACAUUGUAA